AUGGAGCAGCUUAAGCAACUGGUAGCAGCGCAGGCGGUGCGCAACAAGCACCUGCCCAAGGAGGCCACACACAAGGACAAGCUGGAGCAGACCAAGCUGGCGGAGCGCGCUCAGAAGGAGGCGGCCAAAGCGGAGCGCGAGAAGCACAAGGUGGAAAAGGAGGAGGAGCGACUGGCCAAGGCCGCCGCUGAGCGCAUCGACCGUGCCUACUUCCACCCCGACUCCAAGCGCACCCAGAAGGACGAGAGGAAGCACCGCGACAAGGAGGCCCAUGAGGCGACGGGGGAUUACUGCGAGCACGGCGUCUGGCGUUGCAGGAUUUGCCACCCCGUCACCAAGCACAAGUGA
Molecule: messenger RNA, 348 nt
Organism: Monoraphidium neglectum
Lineage: Eukaryota; Viridiplantae; Chlorophyta; Chlorophyceae; Sphaeropleales; Selenastraceae
Exons: 5
Coding region: 1-348 (115 amino acids)
Source: RefSeq, a predicted model, not a curated record